Molecule: messenger RNA, 8806 nt
Organism: Sapajus apella (tufted capuchin)
Lineage: Eukaryota; Metazoa; Chordata; Mammalia; Primates; Cebidae
Gene: ERBB4
Product: erb-b2 receptor tyrosine kinase 4
Exons: 28
Coding region: 738-4664 (1308 amino acids)
Biological process (GO): positive regulation of cell population proliferation; protein phosphorylation; positive regulation of kinase activity
Cellular component (GO): basal plasma membrane; signaling receptor complex
Molecular function (GO): epidermal growth factor receptor binding; ATP binding; transmembrane receptor protein tyrosine kinase activity
Source: RefSeq, a predicted model, not a curated record
CGGGGUUUGCGCGGCUGAGCAGAGCCUGCCUGGUUGCGGGGAGGGUUGUUUUAUUCCCACCGCCCCCUACCUUUUUUUUUUUUUUUUUUUUUUUUUCUGGAGUCUUAUUAAUUUCUCUGUGGGGCUGCAGCUGGAGACCGCGGAGCUUUGGAAAUGACGCUCGGAGCUUUAAUUACUGCAGCCGCCGGACAAGUGUGAGGAACGCUGACAGGAAAAAGGACAGGAUCUGGGGAGAAGCGAGAAGCUCCCCCCGCCCCGCUCCCCUCCCGAUUUGGACUGAAGGUACAAGGAAACUGAAGAAGGAGCCCAACAUAGCCCUGCUGCUGGGAGAGGCCGGAAACCUACCGCCUCUUUGCAAUCAACUUUUUUUGGAAACCUUUCUCCCCCCCUUCCUUUUUUAUUGUUGACCAACCAGUGAGAGAGAGAGAAAGUGAGGAGGGAGCGAGCAAGCGAAGGCUCACGCGGGGAAAUAGCUGCACAGUCCGGCCCGGAGCGCCACGCGCACAGACCGUGCACACUCCCACACGCGCACACACGCCCCCUCCUCGGGCUCCGGACCUGGACCUGCCGGCGCGGACUCGGUCGCCCGCCCUGGGAGUCGCUACACCGCGCGCGCCGCGCCCGCCCCCCUCGCGCCCUCACGCGCGCCCGGCUGUGGGAUCUCCUCCGCGUGCCCGAAAGGGGGAUAUGCCAUUUGGACAUGUAACUGUCAGCACGGGAUCUGAGACUUCCAAAAAAUGAAGCCGGCGACAGGACUUUGGGUCUGGGUGAGCCUUCUCGUGGUGGCGGGGACCGUCCAGCCCAGCGCUUCUCAGUCAGUGUGCGCAGGAACUGAAAAUAAACUGAGCUCUCUGUCUGACCUGGAACAGCAGUACCGAGCCUUGCGCAAGUACUAUGAAAACUGUGAGGUCGUCAUGGGCAACCUGGAGAUAACCAGCAUUGAGCACAACCGGGACCUCUCUUUCCUGCGGUCUGUUCGAGAAGUCACAGGCUAUGUGUUAGUGGCUCUUAAUCAGUUUCGUUACCUGCCUCUGGAGAAUUUACGCAUUAUUCGUGGGACAAAACUUUAUGAGGACCGAUAUGCCUUGGCAAUAUUUUUAAACUACAGAAAAGAUGGAAACUUUGGACUUCAGGAACUAGGAUUAAAGAACUUGACAGAAAUCCUAAAUGGUGGAGUCUAUGUAGACCAGAACAAAUUCCUUUGUUAUGCAGACACCAUUCACUGGCAAGAUAUUGUUCGGAAUCCUUGGCCUUCCAACUUGACUCUUGUGUCAACAAAUGGUAGUUCAGGAUGUGGACGUUGCCAUAAGUCCUGUACUGGCCGUUGCUGGGGACCCACAGAAAAUCAUUGCCAGACUUUGACAAGGACCGUGUGUGCAGAACAAUGUGACGGCAGAUGCUAUGGACCCUACGUCAGUGACUGCUGCCAUCGAGAAUGUGCUGGAGGAUGCUCAGGACCUAAGGACACAGACUGUUUCGCCUGCAUGAAUUUCAAUGACAGUGGAGCAUGUGUUACUCAGUGUCCCCAGACCUUUGUCUACAAUCCAACCACCUUUCAACUGGAGCACAAUUUCAAUGCAAAGUACACGUAUGGAGCAUUCUGUGUCAAGAAAUGUCCACAUAACUUUGUGGUAGAUUCCAGUUCUUGUGUGCGUGCCUGCCCUAGUUCCAAGAUGGAAGUAGAAGAAAAUGGGAUUAAAAUGUGUAAACCUUGCACUGAUAUUUGCCCAAAAGCUUGUGAUGGCAUUGGCACAGGAUCACUGAUGUCAGCUCAGACUGUGGAUUCCAGUAACAUUGACAAAUUCAUAAACUGUACCAAGAUCAAUGGGAAUUUGAUCUUUUUAGUCACUGGUAUUCAUGGGGACCCUUACAAUGCAAUUGAAGCCAUAGACCCAGAGAAACUGAAUGUCUUUCGGACAGUCAGGGAGAUAACAGGUUUCUUGAACAUACAGUCAUGGCCCCCAAACAUGACUGACUUCAGUGUUUUUUCUAACCUGGUGACCAUUGGUGGAAGAGUACUCUAUAGUGGCCUCUCCUUGCUUAUCCUCAAGCAACAGGGCAUCACCUCUCUACAGUUCCAGUCCCUGAAGGAAAUCAGCGCAGGAAACAUCUAUAUUACAGACAACAGCAACCUAUGUUAUUAUCAUACCAUUAACUGGACAACACUCUUCAGCACAAUCAACCAAAGAAUAGUAAUCCGGGACAAUAGAAAAGCUGAAAACUGUACUGCCGAAGGAAUGGUGUGCAACCAUCUGUGUUCAAGUGACGGCUGUUGGGGACCUGGGCCAGACCAAUGCCUGUCUUGUCGUCGCUUCAGUAGAGGAAGGAUCUGCAUAGAGUCUUGUAACCUCUAUGACGGUGAAUUUCGGGAGUUUGAGAAUGGCUCCAUCUGUGUGGAGUGUGAUCCCCAGUGUGAGAAGAUGGAAGAUGGCCUCCUCACAUGCCAUGGACCGGGUCCUGACAACUGUACAAAGUGCUCUCAUUUUAAAGAUGGCCCAAACUGUGUGGAAAAAUGUCCAGAUGGCUUACAGGGGGCAAACAGUUUCAUUUUCAAGUAUGCUGAUCCAGAUCGGGAGUGCCACCCAUGCCAUCCAAACUGCACGCAAGGGUGUAACGGUCCCACUAGUCAUGACUGCAUUUACUACCCAUGGACGGGCCAUUCCACUUUACCACAACAUGCUAGAACUCCCCUGAUUGCAGCUGGAGUAAUUGGUGGGCUCUUCAUUCUGGUCAUUGUGGGUCUGACAUUUGCUGUUUAUGUUAGAAGGAAGAGCAUCAAAAAGAAAAGAGCCUUGAGAAGAUUCUUGGAAACAGAGUUGGUAGAACCUUUAACUCCCAGUGGCACAGCACCCAAUCAAGCACAACUUCGUAUUUUGAAAGAAACUGAGCUGAAGAGGGUAAAAGUCCUUGGCUCAGGUGCUUUUGGAACAGUGUAUAAAGGUAUUUGGGUACCUGAAGGAGAAACUGUGAAGAUUCCUGUGGCUAUUAAGAUUCUUAAUGAGACAACUGGUCCCAAGGCAAAUGUGGAGUUCAUGGAUGAAGCUCUGAUCAUGGCAAGUAUGGAUCAUCCACACCUAGUUCGGUUGUUGGGUGUGUGUCUAAGCCCAACCAUCCAGCUGGUUACUCAGCUUAUGCCCCAUGGAUGCCUGUUGGAAUAUGUCCAUGAGCACAAGGAUAACAUUGGAUCACAACUGCUGCUUAACUGGUGUGUCCAGAUAGCUAAGGGAAUGAUGUACUUGGAAGAAAGACGGCUUGUUCAUCGGGAUUUGGCAGCCCGCAAUGUCUUAGUGAAAUCUCCAAACCAUGUGAAAAUCACAGAUUUUGGACUAGCCAGACUCUUAGAAGGAGAUGAAAAAGAGUACAAUGCUGAUGGAGGAAAGAUGCCAAUUAAAUGGAUGGCUCUGGAGUGUAUACAUUACAGGAAAUUCACCCAUCAGAGUGACGUUUGGAGCUAUGGAGUUACAAUAUGGGAACUGAUGACCUUUGGAGGAAAACCCUAUGAUGGAAUUCCAACUCGAGAAAUCCCUGAUUUAUUAGAGAAAGGAGAACGUUUGCCUCAACCUCCCAUCUGCACUAUUGACGUUUACAUGGUUAUGGUCAAAUGCUGGAUGAUUGAUGCUGACAGUAGACCUAAAUUUAAGGAACUGGCUGCCGAAUUUUCAAGGAUGGCUCGAGACCCUCAAAGAUACCUAGUUAUUCAGGGUGAUGAUCGUAUGAAGCUUCCCAGUCCAAAUGACAGCAAGUUCUUUCAGAAUCUCUUGGAUGAAGAAGAUUUGGAAGAUAUGAUGGAUGCUGAGGAGUACUUAGUCCCUCAGGCUUUCAACAUCCCACCUCCCAUUUAUACUUCCAGAGCAAGAAUUGACUCAAAUAGGAGUGAAAUUGGACACAGCCCUCCUCCUGCCUACACCCCCAUGUCAGGAAACCAGUUUGUAUACCGAGAUGGAGGUUUUGCUGCAGAACAAGGAGUGUCUGUGCCCUACAGAGCGCCGACUAGCACAAUUCCAGAAGCUCCUGUUGCACAGGGUGCUACAGCUGAGAUUUUUGAUGACUCCUGCUGUAAUGGCACCCUACGCAAGCCAGUGACACCCCAUGUCCAAGAGGACAGUAGCACUCAGAGGUACAGUGCUGACCCCACCGUGUUUGCCCCAGAACGGAGCCCACGAGGAGAGCUGGAUGAGGAAGGUUACAUGACUCCUAUGCGAGACAAAGCCAAACAAGAAUACCUGAAUCCAGUGGAGGAGAACCCUUUUGUUUCUCGGAGAAAAAAUGGAGACCUUCCAGCAUUGGAUAAUCCUGAAUAUCACAACGCAUCCAAUGGCCCACCCAAGGCCGAGGACGAGUAUGUGAAUGAGCCACUGUACCUCAACACCUUUGCCAACGCCUUGGGAAAAGCUGAGUACCUGAAGAACAAUGUACUGUCUGUGCCAGAGAAGGCCAAGAAAGCAUUUGACAACCCUGACUACUGGAACCACAGCCUGCCACCUCGGAGCACCCUCCAGCACCCAGACUACCUGCAGGAGUACAGCACAAAAUAUUUUUAUAAACAGAAUGGGCGGAUCCGGCCUAUUGUGGCAGAGAAUCCUGAAUACCUCUCUGAGUUCUCCCUGAAGCCAGGCACUGUGCUGCCACCUCCACCUUACAGACACCGGAAUACUGUGGUGUAAGCUCAGUUGUUAUUUUUAGGUGGAGACACACACAUGCUCCAGUUUCCCCACCCCCCUCUCUUUCUCUGGUGGUCUUCCUUCUACUCCAAGGCCAGUAGUUUUGACACUUCCCAGUGGAAGAUAUAGAGAUGCAAUGAUAGUUAUGUGCUUAUCUAUCUUGAACAUUAGAGGGAAAGACUGAAAGAGAAAGAUAGGAGGAGCCACAGUGUUUCUUCAUUUCUCUGCAUGGGUUGGUCAGGAGAAUGAAACAGCUAGAGAAGGACCAGAAAAUGUAAGGCAAUACCGCCUACUGUCAAACUGGCUGUCACUUCUUUUUUCUUUUUUUUUUUUUUUUUUUUUAAAGCAGAUGGUUGAAACACCCAUGUUAUCUGUUCCUAUCUGCGGGAACUGAUGUGUACAUACUGAGCAUCCCUGGAAAUCAUAAUAAAGUUUUCAUUAGAACAAAAAAAUAACAUUUUCUAUAACAUAUGAUAAUGUCAGAGAUUGAGAAACCAGUUUAUUUCUCCAACAGUUUCUGUCCUAGCAAGUAAGAAUGGCCAACCCAGCUUAUAAUUUAAAAAUCUUCAUCAAAGAUAUAACUAGUAAUUAUGUUUUGAAGGCUUUUUUUUUCCAUUUUGUUUUGCUAUGACCAAUUCUUUUAUAUAGUUGCUCCCCUAUUUUUGGCUUUAAUUUCUAAUUGCAAAGAUGUUUACGUCAAAGCUUCUUCACAGAAUUAAGCAAGAAAUAUUUUAAUAUGGUAAAAUGGCCACUAUUUUAAGUAUACAAUUUUUAAAAUAAGAAAGGGAGGCUAAUAUUUUUUUAUUUUACCUUUCAUUUUUCAUGCUAUCAAAUUAUCUUCACCCUCAUCCUUUAUAUUUUUCAACAUUUUUUUCUCCAUAAAUGACAGUACUUGAUAAGCAGUUGAUUGUCUGAAGUAUAGAACGGAAUCUAAGAGACAGUUUUGUGUAGUUCAAGAAAACUACUGAUACUUUCAGGGGUGGUCCAAUGAGGGAAUCUAUUGAACUGGAAGAAACACACUGGAUUGGGUAUGUCUACUUGGCAAAAACUCAGAAAUGUAGUUUGCACUUAAGCUGUAAUUUUAUUUGUUCUUUUUCUGAACUCCGUUUUGGAUUUUGAGUCAAGCAAUAUGGAAGCAACCAGCAAAUUAACUAAUUUAAGUACAUUUUUUAAAAAAGAGCUAAGAUAAAGACUGUGGAAAUGCCAAACCAAGCAAAUUAGGAAGCUUGCAGCGGUAUCCAGGGACUAUGAUGAGAGGCCAGCACAUUAUCCCCAUAUGGCAUCGCCUUUGCUACGCAAGGAAAUUUGUUCAGUUCGUAUACUUCAUAAGAAGGAAUGCAAGUAAGGAUUGGCUUGAAUUCCAUGGAAUUUCUAGUAUGAAACUCUAUAUGAAGAAGAAGGAAACUCUUUGCACAUAAAUUGGCAUAAUAAAAAGAAAAACACAAACAUUCAACGCUUAUGGAUAGGUCCUUGGGUCAAAAGUUGUAAAUAAAUGUGAAAAAUCUUCUCAUGCAAUUAUUUUAUUAUCCAACACACGAAUCUUUUGAUACUUUAUAGAAUUCAUUUUCUUCAUAUACUACACCUAGCACUAAAACCAUAUUUAUUAUGUAUCAUUUUGAAAGAAUACCUGAUGAGAUGAAGGAUGGGAACAAAUGACAGGAAUGAGUCUCCAGGUAAAUGGGGCCUCACAUCAAUAAUUAGGAAACUUAGAUAUAAAUCCCCCUUUUCUGAAAAUUCUACCCCAAGUCAUUUAGAUUUUUAAAAAAUAUUUUUUUCUAAUGUUAAAAUCUCGGGACCAAAUUAGAGUCAAUAGUGUAAGAUUAAUUAAUUAGAGUAAAAAUAGCUAUUAAAGCAGAGAGUUUAGAGAAAAAAAAUCCAAAGAAAUUUGUGUUUCUUCCUAUUCUGAACAAGUAAAUCCAUCCAUCCAUCCAUCCAAAACUCAUUUAUCCAACUAUCUACUGAAAGCACCAUGUUUUGUGGGAAACACCCAGAUAAAUGGAAUAUCAUCCCCAACUUCAAAAUUGUAUCAUCUAGGAGAUAUAAUUAGAAUGACAUUUUAAUUUUUCUGUGAGUUCAAAGAAUCAGAUUGCAUGGUCUCUUUUGGGAAUGGCUGUCAUAUAAUCAGUUGUUCAGUAAAGUAUCUCCUUUGAACUCAUUUGGGAAAUAAGUUAAACAUCCUUCAAAUUGUUGAAGUGGACAAAUACGAUAGUUUCAAUAUUAUUAUUCAAACAUAAGCUGGCCUAGAAGAAUGUUACAUCACUGGCUAAUUAGCCUAUAUAGAUUCUAACUUUGCCAUUAAACCAAAAGCAGAUGGUGGUCCUUGGCCAAGAAUGUUGGAGACAUUGAAAUUGGUUUUCUACUAAGCUGUAAAAACUGAGGCAAGCUGAAAAAGUAUGGUAGAGCAGGGGAGGGGUUUGUGAGAUCCCUUCUAGUGAAGUUCAUCCUCAAAAUUUUCAGGGUUAAAGACACAAGAGUAAUUCAGGAGCCACAACCUAAUAGCUCAGAGCUCUCCUAUCCAUUCAGAGAAGUCUCUAAGAAAAGGGAUCUCAUAUCAGUUCUUAUACAAAAUUGAAUAUAAGCCUCCCUUUCUAAAUAAAUCUGCAGCAAGUCAUCAUAGCCUCCUUUUUGGAUACUAUAACUUGAUUUUUUUUUUCUGACUUACAAUGUGCAUAUGGCUUCUACUGGGAUAUAAAAAGCAGAAUAACUUACUUUGGAGAAGGAAGAAAAUAGUUAACUUUUAACUGUUAAGGUAACAAAAAUAUAUUUAGUGAAUGUAGUCUCUUUCCUCCUAAGAACACAAGACUUCUACAUGUCAGGUAAUACCUAGAGAUGGAUGCAGGCAUAAUCCAAAAUGACCCAAGUUCUGCAAUAGCACCAUUUUAUAUUCCUUUUGAAUGAUUUCUGCAGUAUGUUAUUGACUUCAGUUGUUUGAGAGUUUUUUGUUUUAUUUUUGUCCCCCUGGAAAAACAUAUUUCAGAGUGUGGAAGAGGGAGGAAAAAAGUUUCAUUCAUUUCAGAGAAAAACCUAUUUAGCCCAGUAGGGUAAAAUUUUAAAAUGCCACUUAAAGUCUUCAAAGUGCUUUGGGGGAUAUCAGAUUCCAGAGGCCAGUUGUAGCAAUUGAAAUAUGCAGAAUCAAUUAUAUAAAUUUGAGGAAAAUUAGUAUUAAAAUUACAAUGACUAUAUUUUUUAUAUCACCCAACUUUGUAGAGUAUACCUAUUUUGGGCAAUCUUAUUUUCAGGAAAGGCAAAACUUUGCAGCUAAAUGAUUGCCGAAAGAAAGUGGUACCUAAACAGGUGAGAAAAGACGGCCUCUGAACUAGGGUAGAUCCAGAAUCAUGAAUCAUCUGCACCACAAAAGGUGUUAGACUACCAAGCAGCUCCUGGUUUUCUGCAUAGUAUUAGUAGCACAGCUUAGGAUGAGAAUCCUUCCUCCGAUAACGUUCUUAAAAUAGCAUGAAAAACAAUGCAAAACUCAAAUUUCUAUUAAAACGCACAAACUAAAAUCAAGUGAUUUUUUUUUGUAGAUUAGGAAGAAGGGCUGAAUAUCUAAUUUAAGAGAAGAAAUAGUGUUCUUCUAAGUGUUAUAGUAUGUAAACUAAUACCUUCUAAAGGAAAGACAUGCCAUGAAGAUUGUGCAUAUUUACAAUGCUAAGGAAAAAUCGAGAGAAAAGAACUAUGAGGCUCUGCUGCUAGAUGAAGUUGGAAGUACUAUUAAUGUGCUUCUUGAAGUGUCAGACAUGAAAAGGAAAUUAAAAUUGUUUAAGCCUGACAGGGAAGGAUGUAAAUACAAGUUUUUCUAGAGCUAUCUAACAUUUAUUUCAAAACUGGAGUUAUUCAUCCAUUUGUAAUUGUUAAUAAUUUAGUAUAUGUAGUUCAUAAGGUAAUAGAAAAGGUGAUCAUGAAAGCAUGUAUAUAACUGGACAGAACCAUGAUAAUGCUAUAAGAUGUAGAUUUAGUUAGGUUAUCAGAUGUUAAAUGAUUUUAUUAUUAUUAAAUAAACUAGAAAACUAACCGCAAGUAUAACAAAGUUAAAUGUAGGACAUAAAAAUGUAGAAUGGAUUUUGCCUAGUGAAAAAAUAAGUUUGCCAUUUAAAAUUGUUGUUUGUUGGGUGUAGCUGAAGGUAGGCAUAUAUGGUUCCACUUGU